GCAGCACACCUGUUCCUGUUGGUGUGUGUGCGCGGUUGUGUAAAGUGGUAUUUUCACCUUGGAGCAUCACAGUGAAUCCGCUGUAGUUUUGACUUACUCACAAAUGGAGCGGAUCAAUCAAGUUUGGAUGUAAAAAAAUAACAGGAAGAGAAGAAGAAACAAAGGACUGAAAAACAACAAACAAACGGGAAAAUGCCUCCGAAGAGGAGAAACCACGAUAUCAUUGAAGUUGAAAAUGUCGGGAUGGAUGUGGAUGCUGAGCCUGAUAGUGACAGUGAAGAAGAGGCAAGGAGAAGAAGUCGAAACAGGAGAUCUAAGUCACAACGUAAAGCCAAGCAAGUCAGUGAAGAUGAGGAUGAGGAUGAGGAGGAGGAGGAGGAUGAGCCGCCUCGACGACGAGGACGGAGGAAGACAACCAAGACGGAUGAGGACGAGACCCCUCAAAGACGGGGACGAGGGAAGAGGACCAAGCCCCAAGACAGUGAUGAAGAUGAGGAGGGAGAUAAACGAAGGGCAGCAAGAAAAGGAUCGAAGGCCUCUAAGAAAAAAGCUGCUAAGGAGACGAGCGAUGAGGAAAGUGAGGAGGAAAAAGUGGGCAGAAAAAAAGCUGGGAGAGCUGUAUCCAAAAAGGAGAAAGAGGAGCAGAAUAAGGAGCAGAAGGGAAACGUGAAAGGAAAAGAUGGGGAGAAUAAGGACAAGAAGAAGAAGAAGAAAAUGAGCAGCAGCUCCUCCUCUUCUUCCUCCUCCGACUCUGAUGAAGAAUCCUUGUCAGAGGGAGAGAUCGCAGCGCUGAAGGAACAGGUGGAGGAGAAGAAGAAGCUGAUUGCCACUUUAAGGAACAAACCCUGGCGCAUGAACAAGAGGCUCUCACUGCUCAAGGAGGCCCAGGACUUUGUUGAAAAGUUUGAAGGAGCUCUUGGUAAAGGGAAAGGCAGGAGACUGUAUGCUUUCAAAGUGAUGAUGACUAAGAAACUCAUCAAAUUCAAUCGUGAUUUUGAGAACUUCAAAACGGCCUGUAUACCCUGGGAGAGGAAGAUAAAGGAAGUUGAAAGUCACUUUGGAUCAUCAGUAGCGUCAUAUUUCCUUUUUCUGAGGUGGAUGUACGGUUUAAAUCUGGUCCUCUUUGGGUUCAUGUUUGGCCUGGUGGUGCUCCCUGAGGUUCUUAUGGGUCUUCCAUACGGCUCCAUUCCCAGAAAAACUGUCCCCAGAGAUGAAGAGGACACAGCCAUGGACUUCUCUGUCCUUUUUGACUUUGGGGGUUACUGCAAAUAUUCUAUUUUGUUCUACGGGUACUACAACAACGACCGGACCAUCGGGGUCCUGCAGUACAGACUCCCUCUGUCGUACCUCCUCACGAGCGUCGGAGUUUUUGGAUACAGCUUGUUGGUCGUCAUCAGAACGAUGGCGCGCAACGCGAACGAAGGAGGAGACGGGGGAGACGAGGGGGAAUUCAUCUUCAGCUGGAAAAUGUUCACCAGCUGGGACUACCUGAUAGGAAACCCAGAGACUGCGGACAACAAGUACGCCUCCAUUACCACCAGCUUCAAGGAAUCCAUAGUGGAUGAACAGGAGAACCAGAAAGACGAGAACAUCCACCUCCGACGCUUCCUCAGGGUUUUUGCUAACUUUCUCAUCCUGUGCAGCCUCGGUGGCAGCGGGUAUCUCAUCUACUUUGUGGUGAAAAGGUCCCAAGAGUUCGCUAAGAUGGACCCCAAAACCCUCACGUGGUUUGAAAACAAUGAGGUGGAGUUUGUGAUGUCACUGCUUGGGCUUGUGUGUCCUCCUCUAUUUGAAACCAUUGCGGAGUUGGAAGACUAUCAUCCCCGUAUUGCCCUUAAAUGGCAACUGGGACGGAUCUUUGCCCUUUUCCUUGGAAAUCUUUACACGUUUCUGUUUGCCCUCUUUGACGAGGUUACUGCCAAGCUGGAAACUGAAAAAUCCAUCAAGAACGCCACUGAAUGGGCUUUACAUCAAUACUAUGCCAACUACAGCUCGUUCUACAAUACCACGGAUGUGCCUCCUCCAAAAGUGGCCCCCGCUGAUGUCAUCAGGGGUCCCUGCUGGGAGACUGGAGUUGGAAGAGAAUUUGUGAAGCUAAUCGUCUCGGAUGUGCAGGUUACCUAUUUGACUAUUCUUGUCGGUGACUUUGCACGCGCUUUCAUCGUCCGUUUCCUCAAUUACUGCUGGUGCUGGGACCUGGAGGCCGGAUUUCCUUCAUAUGGAGAGUUUGACAUCAGCGGAAAUGUCCUAGGGCUUGUCUUCAAUCAAGGAAUGAUAUGGAUGGGUGCAUUUUAUGCCCCGGGUCUAGUGGGCAUGAACGUCCUUCGGCUCCUGACCUCGAUGUAUUAUCAGUCCUGGGCAGUGAUGGCUUGCAAUGUUCCUCAUGAGCGAGUGUUCAAAGCCUCACGGUCCAACAACUUCUACAUGGGCCUGCUGCUACUAGUGCUGUUUCUUAGCCUGCUUCCUGUUGUCUACUCCAUGAUGACUCUGGCCCCGUCCUUUGACUGUGGGCCAUUCAGUGGCCAAGAGAAGAUGUAUGAUGUGGUAAUAGAGACUAUUGACCAGGAUCUACCAGCUUUUAUUGGGAACAUUUUUAUAUAUGCCAGCAACCCUGGACUCAUCAUGCCUGCUAUCCUUCUUAUGAUACUGGCCAUCUACUAUUUGAACACAGUGUCAAAAGCCUACCAACAAGCAAAUACUGACCUGAAAAAGAAGAUGCAAAUGGCUCGAGAGGAUGAGAAGAAUCGGAGGAACAACAAGGACAGCACUAAUCAAGUGAUGAAAGACCUGGAAGACCUGAUGCCAGACAAAUCUCUUGCACCGCCUCCCGCUGAGGAGGAGAAACCGCCUGAGGUUGUAAUCGAUAAGAGCGUCAAGCCGACUAAAACGAAACCAGGCACAGCAGAGAAAGGAGUAAACGUCCAAAAGGAAGUGUCACUGGCUGCCCCGAACCCCAGGCGGCCUGUGACCCGCGCCCCCGGGCCAAGAGGGGGGCCUCCUGGAAACACGAGGUCACCUCAGCCCCAACCUGGAAAAGGCAGAGGUCAGGGUGCUGCUCCAAGAAGAUAAGAAAAGGAAAACAGGACAAUUCAAACAACUCACCGCUCAUGAUGGAUGAAGGAUAGCAUGACUGUCACCGUCGCAACAGAUGUGGCAUUGGAACAAAAAUAUUUUUUAUUAAACGACAAGUUUUGUAUACCUGUAAAUUGUAGACAUGUUGAACAAAUGUAACAGAUGAAACAAUUUUAGUUGUACAAAUGUAUUUUUAUAACUGGGAAAAAAAGGUUGAAUAAAUAUUUUUGA
Fundulus heteroclitus (mummichog) is the source of this 3303-nucleotide messenger RNA. It is a transcript of the gene tmc2b, whose product is annotated as transmembrane channel-like 2b. NCBI's taxonomy places the organism in Eukaryota, Metazoa, Chordata, Actinopteri, Cyprinodontiformes, Fundulidae. Gene Ontology annotation, molecular function: mechanosensitive monoatomic ion channel activity. Gene Ontology annotation, biological process: detection of mechanical stimulus involved in sensory perception of sound; vestibular reflex. The coding region runs from base 193 to 3069 and encodes 958 amino acids. The transcript has 20 exons. The record is from RefSeq and is a predicted model, not a curated record. Gene Ontology annotation, cellular component: plasma membrane.